AUGAUGUGGUCUUCAGGGCAAAGGAUUCCAGGCCACAUAUUUCACACCAAAUGCCACUACUUUGAGGACUCUCUGAGGCAAGGGCUUGGAAGCAAUGUAUUUCACACAAAAGCCACAACUUUCCAGGCUCCCCAGGGCAAACCACCUAUUUCUCACAUAAGCCAUGACUUUUUGGGCUUCUCCAGGCAAAGCUUUGAAGCAAUGUAUUUCCAAGCAAAGCUGAUAAUUAUCAGGCUCCCCUGGGGCAACCACCUUUUCACACCAAAAGCCACAGCUUUCCUGGCUCCCCAGGGCAAAAUAUUCCAGGCCAUGCAUUUCAAGCCAAAGGUCAUAAUUUCCAACUCCCCAGGGGCAAACCACCUAUUUCAUAUCCAAAACCCCUAA
Molecule: messenger RNA, 384 nt
Organism: Coccidioides immitis RS
Lineage: Eukaryota; Fungi; Ascomycota; Eurotiomycetes; Onygenales; Onygenaceae
Exons: 1
Coding region: 1-384 (127 amino acids)
Source: RefSeq, a predicted model, not a curated record